Messenger RNA from Lactuca sativa (garden lettuce), 750 nucleotides. NCBI's taxonomy places the organism in Eukaryota, Viridiplantae, Streptophyta, Magnoliopsida, Asterales, Asteraceae. The record is from RefSeq and is a predicted model, not a curated record.
AUGAACGCAUUCAGUUCUUUCUUUUUCUUUUAUUUGACAAGUUCCACCACAUAUGAACUUCAUAUGCAAUUGGAAGCAUUUAGAGCUGGCUUUAAUCAGGUUUUUGAGGCUUCCAAUUUACAAAUAUUUUCUCCAAGUGAGUUGGAUUAUUUACUUUGUGGGCGUAGAGAAAUGUGGGAGGCUGAUACACUUGUGGAACACAUAAAAUUCGACCAUGGAUACACAUCCAAGAGCCCUUUAGUAAUUAAUUUGCUUGAGAUAAUGGGAGAGUUCAAUCCAGAACAGCAAAGGCCAUUCUGUCAGUUUGUUACUGGUGCACCUCGGCUUCCUCCAGGUGGCUUGGCUGUCCUGAACCCUAUGUUGACCAUUGUCAGAAAGCUUCAAAGCUCCAACAACACUGCAUCAAAUGCUGCGGGUGGAGUGUCAGAAUCUGCAGAUGAUGAUUUGCCAAGUGUCAUGACAUGUGCCAACUACCUCAAGCUUCCAACCUAUUCCACCAAGUUUUAUCUUGUUUCUGAUAUAGCCGUGAAAGAACUCAUUGCCGUUGCCACCAAAAGAGAAGAACACUUCAUGUUGAAGUUGCAAGAAACAGAGAAAUCGAAGCAUCACUUGUGGUUUAAUUCAGAUUCUGGGACAAAAAGAGUCCUAGGGUCUGAGGGGCUACAAAAGGUGUUAGUGUUAGUGAUGAAAGCUUGGUUGAUAUUCAAAAAGUGUUGUAGAGCUAACAAAUGGUUCUUCAGAGGAUACUAA